AUUCUCAGUUUCUCUGCAAACUUUUCUUUGUUUGGCGUUUUUGGUUUCUUCGGAAAUAUUGUCCCCGCACACCUCUCUGGGAGGUUGGGCAGCGGGGGUGGGGGCAGCCUCAUCUCCACAUGGGUCCUGUGGUCUUUUAGCGUCUAAAGGUAUCCUUCGGUGAUGGAGCCCUUAGGCACCUCUGCGUGGAAGGGCUGUGCCGCGCUGUGCCAGAAAGAUUUGUCGUACCUCCAGCAGUGGUUGGAAGCCUUUGUGGCCAAUUUUGAGAAGAUCAUCGCCGUCCAUUCUCUGGAACCGAGAAGGCCCGAAGACUCCAUAUCCGAAAUUCCACUCUUACCUCUGAACGUCUUGCAAGUGUUAACCCAACAGUUGACGUCUUCGGUCUCCCAAAUUUCACGCGACGAGGUAGCCGAACCCGGCUUGAAGCAAGCUCUCCUGCUCACCAAGUUCUUCAUCAUUAUUUGCAGGAAUCUCGAAAACGUCCAGGCUGACCGUCCACCCCUGUUUGUCCACGAUCUGAUCGUUCUGCUGUCCACCUGUUCGAAAAAGCUCAACAGCUUCCACACAGAGGCCUGGCCCCACCAGGGCCAGCUGGAGAAUGUCACCCUCUACGCCCUGCACCUUUGCGAGUGUCUCUUCGACCCCUACCAGACCUGGCGGAGACAGCUGAGUGGGGAGAUUGUGAGUGCGAAAGAGAAGAACAAAUACAAGUUCGCACCAGCUGCGUUGCCUUUGGAGUUCAGUUCCUUUUUUGAAGAAUGCUUCGAAACGGACCGAGAGCUCCCAGAAUGCCUCCAGCUGCGGCUAAUCCACCUUUUGGGGGCUAUUAUCUCUGGAUCCAAGCAAAACGCCCUCCAGAUGACCACCCCAUUGGUGGUCGAGGGGCUGAUGCUGGUCCUCAGGAGGUGGUGCCUUCCGGCCAGUGGGCCCACCAAGGACCCCCAGUUGCUGCAGAUGACCCUCAAGAGCGUGGUGUCCAUGGUGCACGUCCUCCACACCAGCAGCCCCAGCCAACGAGCCGUGGAGAUCCGAGCCAUCUUGGAGAGCUUCUUCAAGGUCCUGAACGCCGACCAGCCCUUGGCCUCGCUGGAAGGAUCGCCUGGGCCUCACUGGGAGGAGAAGCUGAUCACCCUGCGGGUGAACAUGCUGGAGGAAGAGGAGGAGGAGGAGGAGGAGGAGGACGUCUGCUGGGCCUACGGGGGCCAUCAGCGAAGGUGUCACGUGCCAAGGAUGUCCGUGAGAUGA
This is a messenger RNA of Notechis scutatus (mainland tiger snake), 1245 nucleotides long. NCBI's taxonomy places the organism in Eukaryota, Metazoa, Chordata, Lepidosauria, Squamata, Elapidae. The record is from RefSeq and is a predicted model, not a curated record.